AUGAUUCCAUAUCUCCCAGAAAUCCUCGGACUCCCUGCUGUGCCCGCGAGGCCACGCCCACUUCACAUGGAGUUUGACGCUUCAAUUUUGAAUUCGUUUCGAAUCGAAGUGACUGAUUCUCUACACAAAGGCCACGAUAUUAUACGAAGCUUCCCCAGAACUUACAAAUCCUUCAUUUAUGUCGAUACCGAGAAUUCCUACACCACUCUACCUCACGGCACCGAUUUGGCCCUACUCAGAUUCUGUGACAUUGCCACCGUGUUGUAA
Molecule: messenger RNA, 267 nt
Organism: Caenorhabditis remanei
Lineage: Eukaryota; Metazoa; Nematoda; Chromadorea; Rhabditida; Rhabditidae
Exons: 2
Coding region: 1-267 (88 amino acids)
Source: RefSeq, a predicted model, not a curated record